Molecule: messenger RNA, 3065 nt
Organism: Loxodonta africana (African savanna elephant)
Lineage: Eukaryota; Metazoa; Chordata; Mammalia; Proboscidea; Elephantidae
Gene: ADAM18
Product: ADAM metallopeptidase domain 18
Exons: 17
Coding region: 819-2924 (701 amino acids)
Biological process (GO): male gonad development; binding of sperm to zona pellucida; proteolysis
Cellular component (GO): plasma membrane
Molecular function (GO): metalloendopeptidase activity
Source: RefSeq, a predicted model, not a curated record
UAGCUUACAGUAUUGUCGGGGGCAUGACAGGGACAAGAUUUACUUCAGAUCUGAGUUAUUAGCCAGCUGAUCUACUUGUACUUUCUGGGUUUUUCCAGCCAUAGCAGCAUUGCCUUGUUUCUCUCUCUCAUGGUCUCAGACCCUGUUCCUCUUUAAAAGCAGAGCUCUCACUGGAAAUUGACCUAUCUUGAAAUGAAAUGGUGGAUUUGCUGGAAUGGACGUCUGUAUGCGUAUGUUGAGAUUGUCCAAUUAUUCAACCUGUAAGCUUGCACAGAGUCACCUCGUGUUCCUGGAUAUCACCACCUUAAAAUGUUGGGCAUUAUUUUUACUCAUUCCUCAAUGUAUUAGAACUCUUAUAUCUGAUGCUAUGGCAUUCCUCACUGGCUUCUUGUCUACUUUCAAUUUUUCUGGUCCUUUUUCUUCACUAGUUUUAUGUGCUGAGUGUUGCAAAGCAGCUCUAAGUAUGUAUGGGAUUCUAUGUAUAUGUAUUUAUAAAUUUGUUAUUGUUUUAUUAUAUCCAGUGUGGAAUGUAAGCCUACCAUCAUGUCUUAUUCAUCUCAACUAGAAAAUGUGUAUGUUUUCCUAAUAGAAGCAAAUAAUAUAUAGUUUUUAGCAUGCUAAAACUAUUUUUUUUUUCCAAAAUGUUGUCUUUUUUCUGUCCUUUUAAAAAAAAUUCCUAUACAUUAAAUUGAUCACACUGGUCCUGAAUUAAUUAGAAUAAUAAUAAAUUCUUAUUAUUUAGAAUAAUAAAUACGUAAGAAUAUGUUCAUGCUUUUUUAAUGGACUGAGUGCAUUUUUUAAAAUUGGAUUAAAAAAUAAUGUUUUACUUACAUAUUCCUGAUUUACUAAAUCAUCUUUAUCGAUUUACUUUAUUUCAGAUGAUCUAUAUCAUUACAAUGGAUGGAAAGCCGUACACUCUGUAUCUCAAAAAACAGUUGUUCUUACCCCAGAAUUUUUUGGUUUAUACAUAUAAUGAAAUUGGCUCUUUGCAUUCUGAGUCUUCAUAUUUAAAGAUGCAUUGCCAUUACCAAGGAUAUGUUGCAGAUUUUCCAAAUUCAGCUGCGACCCUCAGCAUCUGCUCUGGACUCAGGGGAUUCCUUCAGUUUGAAAAUAUUACUUAUGGAAUUGAACCAAUGGAAUCUUCAGCAAGAUUUGAGCACAUGAUAUAUCAAGUGAAAAAUGACAUUCCAGUUGUACCAAUAUUAGCAGAAAAUGGAAGCAAUACUUGGCAGAAGGACCAGCCCUAUAAAGUUCAUAUGAGUUCACAGAAUCAACUUGUUCUGAAAAAAUUACCCCAAUAUCUAGAAAUGCAUAUUAUAGUGGAAAAAACUUUGUAUGAUUAUAUGGGCUCUGAAAUGAUGGCUGUAACACAGAAAAUUGUCCAGGUUAUUGGCCUUGUUAACACCAUGUUUACACAGUUUAAAUUGACUGUUACACUAUCUUCUUUGGAAUUCUGGUCAGAUAAGAACCAAAUUUCUACCAACGGGGAUACUGCUGAUUUAUUACAAAGAUUUUUGGCGUGGAAACGAGACUAUUUUGUCCUACGGCCCCAUGACAUAGCAUAUUUACUUAUUUACAGGAAACAUCCUAAGUUUGUGGGAGCAACAUUUCCUGGAACAAUGUGCAAUAAAAGCUAUGAUGCAGGGAUCGCUCUGUAUCCAGAUGGAAUUAGUUUGGAGGGAUUUUCAGUUAUUAUUGCUCAACUACUUGGCCUUAAUAUAGGAUUAACAUAUGAUGACAUCAAUAAGUGUUCUUGUCCAAGAGCAACAUGCAUAAUGAAUCGUGAAGCACCGCGUUCCAGUGGCAUAAAGAUUUUUAGCAACUGUAGCAUGCAUGACUAUACACAUUUUGUUUCAAAAUUUGAGCCUAAAUGUCUUCAGAACGUUUUACAUUUGCAACCAUUGUACAAAAAUCAACCAGUGUGUGGUAAUGGGAUUUUGGAACCUAAUGAAGAAUGUGACUGUGGCAGUGAGGAAGAAUGCCAAUUUAAAAACUGCUGUGAUUACAACACAUGUAAGCUGAAAGGCUCAGUAGAAUGUGGAUCGGGAGCGUGCUGUACUUCAAAAUGUGAGCUAUCAAUAGCAGGUACUCCAUGUAGAAAGAGUGUUGAUGAAGAAUGUGAUUUUACAGAGUAUUGCAAUGGAACUUCUAGUAAUUGUGUUCCUGACACUUAUGUAUUGAAUGGCCAUACGUGCAAGUCAGGAACUGCAUAUUGUUAUAACGGAAGAUGCCAAACUACCGAUUAUCAGUGUGCUAAAGUAUUUGGAAAAGGUGCUAAAAGUGCCCCACUUGCCUGUUUUGAAGAAGUUAAUCCUCUGCGUGAUAGAUCUGGAAACUGCAGUUUUAAAAAUUCACAGUCAUUACCUUGUGAAAAGAAGGAUGUUCUCUGCGGAAAAUUAGCUUGUGUUUGGCCACAUGAGAAUACUUAUAAAAAUGAUAUUCAAUCUGUAGUCUAUUCAUAUAUUCAAGGUCAUGUAUGCAUAUCCAUGACCACCGGGUCAUCAGUGAGCUCAGACGGAAGGGAUUAUGCCUAUGUGGUGGAUGGUACUGUGUGUGCUCCACAAAUGUAUUGUUUAAAUAAAACCUGCAAAGAAGCCAGUUUAAUGGGACAUAACUGUAAUGCCACUAUGAAAUGCAAAGGGAAUGGGAUAUGUAAUAAUUUUGGUAAUUGUCAAUGCUUUCCUGGCUAUCGGCCUCCAGAUUGUGAAUUCCAGAUUGGUUCACCAGGGGGCAGUAUUGAUGAUGGAAAUGUUCAGAAGUCAGAUAUUUUUGUUAUUAAAAAAGACUACAGUACACAUCAGAACUGGCUUAUUCUGAGUUUCUACAUUUUUCUGCCCUUUUUUAUAAUUUUCAUCAUUGUGGUCGUGAAGCGGAAUGAAAUGAGAAAAUCAUGGAACAGAGAGGAGGCAGAAUAUGAGGGGUAAAUAUAAUUUAUGAGUUUAUAUUGUAUUGACCCUACAGCAGUAUCAUAAAUUUAUAACUAUAACAUUAGUUAUAGUUAUUCCUGUUGUUGUUAGUUGCCUUUGAGUCAGCUUUUACUCGUAAAUAUUUAAUGAAUAACAGGA